AUGGGGAUUCAGAGUUAUCUCCUCUUUGCCCUAGUUCUGGUCAUUGCUAAUGCAGUGGCAAGCAAUGCAGCUUUUCCAAGGAGUUAUGGAAUGUCUUUGAUCGACCGGAAAAGCGAUCCUUUAUCGCCUAGUUACAGAAUAGAUUCACUUAAUCGUAGCAGUUUUCCGGAUGGUUUCGUCUUUGGGGCAGCAUCGUCUGCUUAUCAGUAUGAAGGUGCUGCAUUUGAAGGUGGUAAAGGCCCAAGUAUAUGGGAUUAUUUCACACAUACAUAUCCAGAGAAGAUAAGUGAUCGUAGUAAUGGAGAUGUGGCCGUAGAUUCUUACCAUCGAUACAAGGAAGAUGUGGCCUUCAUCAAGGGAAUGGGUCUAGAUGCCUAUCGAUUCUCAAUCGCAUGGUCCAGAGUGUUACCACUUGGGAAUCUAAGUGGAGGUGUGAAUCAGGAAGGAGUAAAUUACUACAAUAACCUCAUAGACGAGCUGAAAAAGAAGAACCUUGAGCCUUACGCGACUCUCUUCCAUUGGGAUCUUCCUCAAUCCUUAGAGGAGCUGUAUGGUGGUUUCUUGAGUCCUCGAGUUGUGGCCGAUUUUCGUGACUUUGCGGAACUUUGCUUCAAGAAAUUUGGCGAUCGAGUGAAAAACUGGAUAACAUUGAAUGAGCCAUGGAGCUUUAGCAAUACAGGGUAUGCAACCGGUGACCUUGCUCCCGGUCGAUGCUCUUCUUGGCUACAAAAUAACUGCACAGGUGGAGACUCAGGCACUGAACCAUAUAUUGUGACACACAAUCAACUUCUGGCUCAUGCUGCUGCUGUAAAAUUAUACAAAGAAAAGUAUCAGAAGAAACAAAAGGGAAAGAUUGGGAUUACUCUUGUUUCAACCUGGAUGGUGCCUUACUCUAAUUCGCCUGUCGACCGUCGUGCUUCGAUACGAGCCCUAGAUUUCAUGCUUGGAUGGUUUAUGGACCCAUUGGUAAAUGGUAAUUAUCCUCUCACCAUGCGAGCUCUGGUUGGAAAACGGCUGCCAAAGUUCUCUAAAGAAGAAUCGAAGAUGGUAAAAGGUUCAUAUGAUUUUAUUGGCAUAAACUACUAUACCUCUUUUUAUGCAGCCCAUGAAUCCAACUCCAGUGUUGCAAACCCCAGUUACACAACAGAUUCCCGAGUUAAUCUUACAACUGAGAGGAAUGGGGUUCUUAUUGGUGUACAGGCUGGUUCAGAUUGGCUUCAUGUUUAUCCUAAAGGGAUUUGGGAUCUUCUAGUCUACAUAAAAAUCAAAUACAACAAUCCUAUUCUUCAUAUUACAGAAAAUGGGGUUGAUGAGGUUAAUAAUGCGACACUGCCACUCAAGAAAGCCCUCAUUGACAAUUUUAGGAUAAAGUACUACUAUCAACAUCUUGCUUUUGUUCUAAAAGCAAUCAAGAAUGGCGUCAAUCUAAAGGGCUACUUUGCAUGGUCAUUAUUGGACAAUUUUGAAUGGAAUGCCGGUUAUACUGUUCGUUUUGGCAUCAACUACGUAGACUUUAAUGAUGGAUUAAAAAGAUAUCCAAAACUCUCAUCCAAAUGGUUCAAGAACUUUCUAAAAAAAUAG
Messenger RNA from Cornus florida, 1581 nucleotides. Its product is annotated as beta-glucosidase 12-like. NCBI's taxonomy places the organism in Eukaryota, Viridiplantae, Streptophyta, Magnoliopsida, Cornales, Cornaceae. Bases 1 to 1581 code for a protein of 526 amino acids. Gene Ontology annotation, biological process: carbohydrate metabolic process. The record is from RefSeq and is a predicted model, not a curated record. The transcript has 13 exons. Gene Ontology annotation, molecular function: beta-glucosidase activity.